GGGCGCCUUAGGGAGGGUGCGGCUGCCUCGGAGGGGUCUCUCCCGGCCGCCGAGAGCCGGAUGGGUGCUCGGCUGUUAUUUGCUGCUGCGAGAUCGGGUCGCUGGUAAAUUACAGAAAGCAGCCCUCCUCCUCCUCCCCCCCCCGCUCCCCGCCAGGCGCUUCGCUCUUCCUCCUCUCGGGUUUAUUUGCAAUGUAUGAAACUUGCAUGGAUGUGAGGACAGCCGAUCCAGUGUGGGUUUGCGAGGAGGAGGAGGACGGGGAAGGAAGGGUUGGAGGCAGGGGAGAAGGAGGCAGUCGCGUUAAUCCCGGGCGCCGCACGGCAGCAGGUUUGCGUUAGGAAUAUCGGUGGCAGCCCGCUGCCGCUGCUGAAUGAGGAAGGUAAAACGAAGCGAUCCGAGAGCCGCCGAGGCGACAUGCACGGCGGCGGGGCGAGAGGCACCGGCAGGCGGCUGCCCGCCCCCUCCCUCCCUGCCUGCUGCCUCCUCCCUCCCUCCCCGCCGGGGCGGGGAAGGACCGUGCCCGGGUCUCCCCCGCUCGCCGCCAGCCGAGCCGGGGGGGCGCGGGGCUUUAACCGUGUGCGGGGCGGAUUCGCCACUUUUUCCGGGGGAGGCCCGCGGUUAAAAGUUUUCUGCGGAGGUCACUAUCACAUGACAAAGGCUUUGAGACAGCUUCAUCUUCGUCUGUCUGUAAUUUCCAUUUGCCUUCCUGGAUCUGCUCCAUCCUGGUCACUUACUAAGUGACUUUAAUGCUCCAAAAGUACCCAGGCAACAAGCCAAGAGAAGUCGUCAUGUCAUGUCAGUUCAGGACAAGAUAGAUAAACUGAUGGAGUCACAGUAAUGAAAGGCAGUAGUAGGAAUAAGGAUCACUCAACAGAAGGUGAAGGAACUGGGAAGCGACCAAAAAGGAAGUGUCUUCAGUGGCAUCCCCUGCUUGCCAAGAAACUCCUUGACUUCUCUGAAGAGGAAGAAGAAGAAGAAGAAGAGGAAGAUAUUGAUAAGGUGCCGCUCCUUGGCCCUGAUGGUUUAGAGCAGGAUGCCGAUGAGACUGAAGAUGAUGAGUCGUCAGAGCAACGAGCUCGCCGACCAAUGAAUGCGUUUCUCUUGUUCUGCAAACGCCACCGCUCUCUUGUGCGGAAAGAGCACCCUCGCCUCGAUAAUCGUGGUGCAACCAAGAUCUUGGCAGAUUGGUGGUCUGUUCUAGAUCCAAAAGAAAAACAGAAAUACACUGACAUGGCCAAGGAGUAUAAGGAUGCAUUUAUGAAAGCAAACCCAGGGUACAAGUGGUGCCCCACAACCAACAAACCUGUGAAAACCCAGGCAUCCAGUGUUACGAACAGGAAAAAGCUAUGGGCCAUUGCAUCAGACUCUGCAAAAGACUUACCGAGUCCAAGGAAAGUAACCAAAAGUGAAGAAAUGCCACAACUUAACUUUGGGAUGGCAGAUCCUACACAAAUGGGAGGCCUGAGUAUGCUGCUUCUAGCAGGGGAACAUGCACUUACUGCACAAGAGGUUUCCUCCAGUACUUGCCAGUCUGAUACAUCUAAUUCUACAGAAGCCUGUCAGAAGUCAUCAUUGUUUCAGUUUGCAGAGAUCUCUUCCAACACCUCACAGCCUGGAGUCCUGGGAGCAGUAAAACAAACGGAGGAGUCUGCAUUGUUUCAGUUUGCUGAGAUCUCAUCAAAUACUUCCCAGUUGCCAAGUCCCGAGCCAGUAAAGCACUGUGGGAAGUCAGCACUCUUCCAGUUGGCAGAGAUUUCUUCAAGUACAUCCCAUUCAGGACCUUCUGAUUUAACGAAACAGUGUGGAACAUCAGCAUUAUUUCAGCUGGCAGAGAUGUGCCUUGCUUCAGAAGGAGUAAAAGUGAAAGAACCUGGGAAAACAAAAGUGGAAGCACUGGAAGAUGAGGAAGGGAAAGUUUCAGAGGACAUGGAAGUAGAACUGGAGAAAACAACAGUAAAAGACUCCAGUAAUAGAAAAGUAGAACAAUCAGAGAUAGAAAAAAUGCAAAACCCAGACGAAACAAAAGCUGAGGAAUCAGAAACUGCAAAAUGCAGAGAUUUUACUAGUCUUGCAAUGGAAAACAGUCCUUUUGAGAGAAAGGAUAACACGAAGGAUCACAUGUGCCGUUCUCCAGAGCUUUUCAUGAGUGACAUGACUAUCCUUGGGCUAAAGCCAGAAAAGAUAAAGAAGAAAAAGAAAAAAAAUAAGUUGGACCGGCACACAAAUGAAAAAUCCACUCCCAAAAAAUCUUGUAAAAAGAGGCAGUCCUCCGAGUCAGACAUUGAAAGUGUAAUGUACACAAUUGAAGCCGUGGCCAAGGGGGACUGGGGUGCUGAGAGACUUGCGGAUACUCCCCGCAAAAAAAACCGCCCUGUCUCAAAUGUGAAGGGAAGCAUGUUGGAUACAAAAUCACCAAAGAAAAAAGUGAAAUCAAAAGAAAAGAAAACAUCAAAGGAGAAACCAAUGGAGACCACCAAAGAAUCCAAGCCUCCCGAUUUCCUUAGUAUUGAAGCCGGCAAGGAAGUACCAUGUGAGGCUUCUGAUAACAUUAAAGUGGAACUACUGACCCCAACAGAGGAGGUGGUACCCCAGAGCUUACCAGAACAGAUCAAAACUGAGGACAGUGACUGUGUUAAAAAGAUAGAAACCUGUGGCUCCAGGAAAUCGGAGAGAUCUUGCAAAGGUGCUCUUUAUAAAACUCUGGUGUCAGAGGGCAUGCUCACAUCUCUGCGCGCUAAUGUGGACAGAGGAAAAAGAAGCUCAGGAAAAGGUAACUCCUCAGAUCAUGAAGGAUGCUGGAAUGAAGAAAUCUGGGCCUUUUCCCCAAGUGGGACAAGUGGGAACAAAAAACUGAAAAAGACUAAGCCAAAGGAAGAGUUUGUUUUUGGCUUAGCAAAAUUGGAAGAAGAAUUUGCAAAGAAAUUCAACAGCCUUCCUCAAUACAGUCCUAUUACCUUUGACAGGAAAAAUUCAUCUGUUUCGAGGAAAAAGCGAAAGAUUGGAAGCGGCUCAUGUGAACUACCAAAAUCCAGCAAAGGUUCAUUCCAGUCUCAGAAAAAGAACUUAUUCCACAAAAUUGUCAGCAAAUUUAAGCGCAGAAAGAAGCUUAAUGUUCCGGACACAGCCAUACUAUUAGAAGACAGAAAUUCCAGUGAGAGUGCCUGGAAGAAUAAAAUUUCUAUAUCUGCCCUAAACACUCCAGAGCCAGCAAUGAUGCAUGAGCCUUUAGUUGGCAGCCAGAAAAGGAAAGCAAGGAAAACUAAGAUCACGCAUCUUGUCCGAACAGCAGAUGGGCGAGUGUCACCAGCAGCAGGGACACUGGAGGAGAAGCCAAAAGAGCUGCCACAAAGUACUCUUCAAAAAUCAUCAAGUGCAGAAACAGAUUGCAACAGUGAAUGCUCCAGAAACACAGUGACAGAAGAAAAUCAUAGUAUUACAUCGGAUAUGCCAGCGGUGUCUGCGUUUUUUAGCUUAGCUGCUCUAGCAGAAGUAGCAGCCAUGGAAAAUGUACACAGAAGUCAGAGGGCCACACCUCUUCCACAUGAUGGACAGCCAAAUGAAAUGUCUCAGGCUCCAGUGCUUAUUUCCUGCGCUGACCAGUGAAGCUCCACGUUAUUGUAAAACAUUGUGCUUUACCUAAUAUCCUAGCCUUGUCUUUACCAAGGGAAGCUAGUCAGUCCAUAUGAUGGAACUAGAGACUGCAAUAAAGUGCUUAUUGCUCUGAGUGGCCCAGAAUUCACUGGAAGCCAGACGUUAGCAACUUGGGCCAGGUCCUCAAAUUGGAACCCAGUACGUAGGAGGGUGAUAUGGUCUGUUAAUGAACUGAAAUGGAGUGGAGUGAUCCCAGAGCUUGCUUUCUAUUGAAGGCUUUUAAACAGUAAACAGGUGGUUGGUGUGAAAAAGGCUGCCUUUACUGUUAGCUCACACAGUAUCUCUUUUACCAACCAGAGAGUACGACAACUAGUUUCAUAUAAUAUCUAGUUAUUCUAAAUGAAAAAAAAAAAAAAACCCAACAAAAACACUGACGCACUGCACUAGUUACUAUUAGAUAUUGUUAGUCAUUUUUGUACAUGAAGAUUUAAGUUCUAAGAUGGUUUAUAUUAAUAGGUUAUGCCUACGUUUAUAUUGUAGAAUGAAUUUAAAACCUGUUCCAGAGAACUCAAGGCAGCCUGGACAGAUGUACCAUUGUUAGCGGUGUUUGGGCAGCCACGUGGUCCAGAUGUUCUGCACUUUUAUAUUUGCCACCAGAGUGGUAGAGUUUACUGGGAAAAGUUCUGACAGGCUACAUUUGGGUUUGUUACUUUUUAAUUUAGCUUUGAAUAACCAGGAUGAUGUGCAUUAGAAAAAGGUGUGGUGUAUGGAAAAGAAAAUAUUGCAGAUAAUUGACUUGUCUUUCAUGCCAUGGAGGGUUCCUUUAUUUUUGCAUAGAUAUCUGAGUGACUUGGUAAAACUUUCCUGUAAACAAAAAGUACUGCAAAUGCGUUUUUCAAAAGUGACCUUAGUAUUAUUUCACAGUUCUGAAUAACUUAAAACCAUGAUGUUUCGAUAUAAUGUACACCAAUACACAUACCUUUUACAUUUUACAGACACUGGCAUUGUUGUAGUUACUAUGCACAGUCCAGAUCAGCUUCAGAGUUUGCAUAAAGGGCCAAUUACAGUUCGUGUUGAUAAAGUGGAAAGCUGUAUACAGUUAAACUACAACUGAAGAGUAGCAUUUGACUGGAUUCAGACUACCAAACAGAUCCAUCUGCCAGUUUCUGUCUCUGCUUGUGUUGAAUUUUUGUGUUUUGCUGUCAUAAAUGCAUCCCAAAAGCAGGCCAAAUGUAUCACUUGGCCUGUUACCUUCACUAUUCUGACUUACACUAUUGCAUAACCAAGCAUUGAUUCCUACCAAUAGAUGCAAAAUGAUCACUAGUAAUUGAUCUAAAGCUACAAAUCCAACAGGGUACUUCUUCUAUAGCACAAGAUGUUUCCCUACUUUCUGCAUUGUAGCACAACAAUUUACCAAAUUGGACUCCAGCAAUAAUUUUCUAUUAGCCUUCGUCACACCGGCUGAACUUUUGAUAGUAUUAGAUUGAGUUUGAAGUUCUUUGAAUUAAGUCUUUAAAUGAUGUAAGUUUACAUCAUUCUAUCAGGCAUUCUUAUUUAUACUUGACUGAAUUGAUAAUGUGUUUUGAGGUUAUUUUGUAACUAAUUUGAUGUAAUAGCCAUAUGGACAGUAACUAUUAAUGCUUGCUAGGUUUAGCCUUUCAUUGUUGUAGUUAAGUGAAAGUCUCUGGUUCAGUGUCAGGAAACAAUAUACAGUGUACCACAAGAGUUCGAAGAAAGGAUUAAAGGUCUGACAAAAGGAACGUAGCUGGGGAAGUGUCACUGAAACAGCAACAUCAAGGAUACAUGUGGUGAAAGAAAGGAACAAGAGAAGAACAACAAAAUUUACAAACCAAUGAGUCAGUGAAAAGGCUUUUUUAAAAAUUCAGGUGACUAAAUGUCUAAGAGCCCCUAGAAUGCCAUUGCAGCUUAUGGUGGUAUUUUAAAUAAGAUUUUAUUAAAGUUUUAUAAGUUAUUUUAACAAGACGGGAAAAAUUUAAAAGACUUAAAACUUGUGGGUCACAGCAGGGUGGCUUUUGGAGUUUUGGACCACUUUAUAAUUAGCUGAAAUCCAAAUAUGUUACAGUGCAGGCCGUUCACGUUGACAAUGGUACUAACUUAUUUCUCUAGAAACCUUUAGAGUAGAUAUAUUUUUGUCAAAGCACCCCAUCCUUCCUCGAUUUAAAUUUCAAUAUUGUUCCUGGAGAUAUUUCUGUAUAUUAAUGGUACCUUUUUUAAAAGAAACAGAAAAUUACUUUUUUCUAUAUUAAUUAAUAUCUUACUUGAUCUGCUUUUCCUUGACUUUCCCUUAGAGAAGGGGGUAGGGUUGGGUCAGUUUACUGGAUAUGACUGUUUUCAGAUACUUACAAACCUUUUUGUAGAUAUGCUUAAUUUUUAAGCGAUUAGGCACUGAGAGUAGCAGAAAUCCUGCAAAGCUUUAUAGUUCACUAGGCAUUUGCCUUUGUUGGUUCUCUGAGUGAUGUCUUGAUUUGAGUAGCUAGAAUUUUCCCUGAAUCUAUUAGAAGGGGUAUCAGUAUUUUCAGGUAACAAAGUCUGUUAGCACAACAAAAACUUCAGACCAAUAUCUUACUGUAUUGGGGUUGGGUUUUUUUCCUUGUUUGUUUUGUUUUAAUUUUUAUUAAUUUCAGCUGCUUUCAUUUUGGAAAAUCUUACUGCUAUUUUGUGUACUUCAGUAUACCAGCAAACACUGUUACCUGUUAACACAUUGUCCACAAAUGCCUCUAGAGAAGAAAUUGUUGCACCUUAUGUAUAUCUCAAGCAAACCAAAAUAUGAUGCUUUUCUGCUUUGUUUAUUCUGAAUAUGUUGUAUCAUACUUUACUGAACCCAUUUUAACUUAGCUAAAGCUAUCAAUAUUUAUGCAUUUCACAUUAUUUUCUGGAUCUGAACCUGUGUAUAAAUCUUUCUUUGAAAAAAAGACAAGCAUUUACUGUAGUUGUCCUCUAUGACUUAUCCAUGGGAGGGGGGAAUCUUGUCUCAAGUGUAAAAUGCAGUACUGUCCCAGUUUUCCUUGGCUUUUAUUUAUUUAGUCAUCUUCAAUAUUUCAUAGUUCUGAGGCAUAUGAAACGCAUUGUCAUAGCCGAAGCUACAGAUCUAAGAAGCUGGGAGAAAAUUACUGUAAUGUCUUCUUAAUUGUUCUAGUACUGUAUUCAGAUAUGGGAAAUAUGUUCUGCAGAACAUUUGAGAUGCAGAUUCUUAUCCCCACAGUAGGCUAUUUUCCAGGUAUUAGACCAAAUCAAUCAAAACUUCAUAUCUUACAGGUUUUUUCUGACUAAAUUAUUCUGAAUCCAUUUAUGGAGAUUACUUAAUGCUCUGCUCUUGGCAGUAAGUACCCCUUGAAUGUGCUGUGAUUUCAGAAAAGAAUAUAUUUAUUUAAGCUCUCUGAAUGCUCUUUUAUACUAAUACGGUAUCCCAAAGUCAGGAGCAAGAGAUUUCUUGGUAGUUUGGGUUUCUAUUUUAUAGCACUGGUGCAUGACUUUUGAAAUUAAAGUGAUAAGAGUUGUGGGAAAGGGGCACAAGAACAAGGGACUGGUAGAAGUGUGUGGAUUUGUGGUGUUUAAAUUCCAGCUUUGAUCUUCAUUAUUUGGGUGAAAGCUGCCUUUGUAGCACAAGGUUGAAGAGCAUUCUGUAGUUUGUAUCAAGUAGAGAGUUGUGCAUCAUGUCAGUACAAGGAAAUGCCUUAUAGUUUGGAUGCUGUCUUUUGCAACAGGAUAUUAAUUGAAACAACUGAACCAACUGAAAGCAAGUUAUAGACAUGGGGCAGCUAAGAGCAUGUAAGGAAAGCUGUCCUUUAUUCUCAGUAUGGCAACGUUAUGGCAACGAAGGGGAAUUAGAAAAGAAUUUAGAUGUGUAAAUAUAGGGGGGGGGUUUGUGUGACUCUGUGUGUGUGUGUGUGUGUGUGUGUGUGUGUGUGUGUGUGUGUGUGUGUGUGCACCUGUGUGUGCCUGGGUGUGUACAUUCUGCAAAAAAAUGAUGUAGGAAACCAGAAACAUGAUGGGUCUACAAGACACUAUAAUGUAUGUCGACCCUUUUGAGUGCACUCCCUUUUUUUUGAAUGCUGAGUCUAAUAUGGCUACCUCUCCUAAAAGACUACUUUUGUUAACUUCCAUUUGCUUUCAGGCUUGAUCACGUAAUCUUUUUGGCCAUUGAUACCAUUUGUAUAUCAUUGUGUGCUUUAUUUUCCAAGAGCAACAUUUAUAUAGCGCAGACACCAUAAAGGCUAAAUAUACAGUGGUAGCCAAACUGUGUUGCUGGAACAUUUUUCAGUCUCUGCCACAGUCAUAUGGGUUGCAGGAUCCACUAGCUCUGCUUGGUUCAGUGAGAUCAGUUUCUGUAAGAGCAGAAGAUGCAGUGCUUGAGGGGUGGUGGACUUGUGAUGUUUCCAGAGGUGUUGAGUAAGCCACGUGCUGCUCUUGAAACAACUUCUGGAGUUUACGCUCGCAGUCCUGACUGUGCAACUUGGGUGUUGUAUACCUUACGUUAUCCAUUAGAUGCUGUUUGUUAGCUGUGCUUGUUUGAUAGAUUGUAGCGCUCCUUUGCCAUGUUUUGCAAUAUUCAUGGCAUUCUCCCUACCCUGUGCAUAUUUUUGAACUGUCAACUACAGCUGCCAGGAUGCUGACGCCCUUCAGGACACUUCAGGAGCAUGAACAAGUACAUAUUUAGGCUGCGAAAGUCUUACUUGCCUCCUCCCCUGAAUUCCCCUAGGAAAAGGCACAAUGAGGUUUAUGGUCUCACCGAAGUACUACCAUAGUCAUUUAUAUACUCGGUAUUCUGUACUGAAUUGACAGCUUUGAAGAAGCUUAUAAGACAGAUGUCUAUUUCAUGUUCCCCCACUAAUGCUUUGAUAGCAGCAAUCUAGGAAGACUUGACAUGAGAUCUCCACUCAGUAACACACCCAGGCUUGGGCUGAAAACCCUUCUUCCUUAAGGGGCAGCAUUGUUGUUGGUACUGUGACAGUUGUGGGAGCCCUGAUCACGGACCACUAUGCUCUUGGAUUUAAGUAAGGGCUUGCAUGAUGUUCCUGGGGGAAGCACAUCAUCAUGACCUAGGGCCUUAAUUGAGGUGGAAUUUUAAAAACUACUGCAAAUAGCUUAACAUUUGUGGAGUUCUUACAAAGAAUUAUAUUGUAGUUUCUGGAUCUUGGCUGUUUAGCAUAUACCAGCAGACCUGUGCUGUACUCCACUGGAAAAACCACAUCUGUUCAGGAAAACUGACUGGGCUCCCGAAUGUAAUGCUUGUUUGCUUUUUUCAUCUCCAAGCUGAAACCUUGUUUGCCCCUCAGUACUGCUACACUCCAAUCAGUGGUUGGGUCUUGGAGGGCAACAAAAGCAGGACAGGCAUGUACAUGCAUGUGUCUGCACGUGUGUGUACGUACACAUACACACAGCAGAGUGCAGUGGCUUCCAGCAUGUACUCUGUGCUAAAGUGUUCCCAUGUUUGCUCAUAAAACAACUUUGAAGUUUUUCAGAUGAUAGUUUUCCAACUUCCUUGCUAGAUUUUGGUAUCUUUUCUUCACAUCACACAGCAUAAGGUGUGAGUUUCAGAAAUCACAUCUGAAAAAAGCACAGAUCCUGCUGACCUGGAUGCUGCAAAAACCUUCUUUCUCAGCAGUGCUUGCUUUUAAUAACCAGUAUCUGUUGACAGUUUCAACACAACUGAUUUGCUAUGAUCUUUUAUCUUGGAGCCCAAUCCUUCAACUCCUGUUCUCACAUGUAUUUCCACUGAAUUUUGACCUAGUAUAUAGUUUUAUUCUCUCCAAAGUUUGGUGUAAACAUGCCUUACAAUAGUUCAUCUCCAUCAAUAGUAUAACAGAGCUACUGCCUUCUUAGUUGUGUGUAGUUAAGUCAGUAAGCACAUUUAUAGAAUGUCAUACUUUACUCAAAAACCUCUAAUUUGAUAGUUCUAAGCACAUGAUAAGUCAUGUGUAUAACAUGCUAAAGUACAUCAAACUGUGAUAUUGAAGCUCAAUAAAAGAUUUAAUAAAAUAUUUGAAAUAUUUUAUAAGGACCUUUAAAUAGAUUUCUUUAUUUUCAUUCUAUUUUGGUUAUCUAGCAUGUGCCUGUAAACAGUUUCCCAUUUAAAACUAAUGAUUGCAAAUAAAUACUAUUCAAAUUGAGCUUCUUUGAUACUUAACCUGCUUUACCAUCAAAUGAUUGUUUACUUUAACAUAGGCUGAGGUGGCAGUAUUUGCAGAAUUUGGUUUUAGCUACAGUAUAAACUUGUUGGGGUGUUUAUAUUUAAACAAGCUCAUUUUCACCAGAAAAUGGAAGAUGCCAAAACCCAGAGAUGGAUCCUCAGAACUGUAUGCUGUAGUUUUCUGUCAGGUCAUCCACUCAGCUUCUACACAAUGACUGUGAAGAUGCCAUUUACUUUUCAAAGAACUUCUGCCCAAUUGUUCUUCCUUACAUGUGUCUGUACUGAGAGCUUCCAUUUUAUUAUUUAGAACUUCUGAGCCCAGCUGACAUUGCUUUGAAGAUCCACAGAUCCAUUCAGUUGCCCCAGAAUUCUGUGGACUUACAUUGCAUGAAGCUGGAGAUUGUGGGACAGAGAGAGACAGGACUCGGUGCAGUUAGGCUUUUGAAGAAAAUUUGCAUUUUCUUCUGAGCUUUCUAGGUAUCUACUUUAUUUUUGUGGAUUUUGUCUUCUUUGCACAAUUCGGAAGCUUGUUGAUAGUCAACAGAGAUAAAAGAGAAGUCGUCCCAAAGAAAAAGCUCUUGCUAUGAUUUCAGUCUUUGGACAUAAGAGAACUUACUCAGGAAUGGUUUCUCUUUUAGAAAUAAGUAGCAAGUGAUAUCAAUGCCUAAACGUAAAUUUCCCACUACUUUGGAAACUUGUUUAAACCAGGAAUCUGCUCUGUGCAUAUAUUUUACCCUCUUGAGGCUUGAAAAUUAGACUGUUUGAGAUCUUCUCUUUUUCCGUCCUUGGAUGCCUGAAACCUCCGUGGUUGCCAUGUAUUUUUUAGUCACAGAAGACCCCAGAACAGACUUCAUGAAGCCAGUAGACACUGGCUGCUCACAUGGGUGCAGAUCUGUCUCUGAGUCAAAAGCAGCAGAAGGGGAAACCUUUAGGUUUUUUUAUCUAUGUGCUAUUUACUCAGGAAAGAAGAAACGUAUGCAAUCUUGCACUGCCUUUACUGGGUAUGCGUCAGUAUCUCUGCAAAGAAACGCCAGGAAUGGAAAAGCUUCAGCCUUAAAGGCCAUGUAAAGGUCAUGGGAAAGGGGAAGGAAAGUUCUGAUUCAGUGAGCAAAAAAAAUAUAAGCAAUUUUAAGAAAUGCAAGUUCUGUCAGUAUCGGAUGCCUUGUUAGGGACCUUGAAGUUGCUAUUCACUUUUUUUACUACUAAAUUACCUUAAAACAGGUGUCUUCAUUCCUUGAAGUCCCAUCUUUUCUCCUCUGUUCUCAUUUGGUUCUUCCAACUAAAAAAGUGCUGAAUUCAGCUAAUUCUCAGAGCAUCUAGAUCUGGUUUAUUACCCAGCUCUCACUCAGGUUGCUUUUUCCAACUGCAUGGCAUUUCACUGAGUCUUAACUGUCAGGUAAGGUAAAUUUCCACUAAUACUUCUGGAAAAACACAGGUUGGAAAGGCAUCAUCCAACUCAAGAACCAUGCUUUGCUAGACACUGCUAUUCUCCCCUCGAUACCAUUGUUGGGUCCCUUUCGUUGUUCAUUCUGGAGUUUUUUAAUGUACAGCUAACCCUGCUUUCAGAGAGACCUUUUUUUCCUACAAUGUGACAACAUGGAGUGAGACACACAGUAUACCUGGGCAUACAGUAGCCAUGCUAUACACCAGCUCAGGUGGCUGUCGAUUCUCCAGUAGGACACUAGCACUUUGUAACAAACUAUGAGAUGCAUUCCUGUCUCUGCUGCAAAGUUCUGUUUUGUUUUGUUUACUGAAAUAAAACCUGUAAGAUACAACAUCUACCUUCUAUCCAGUGUCAAAUUCUUUUUUUUUUUUUUUUGUGGACUGUUUUUGGCACAGCAACAGUAAGAAAUUGAACUCUAAUACAGUUGUAUUUAGAAUAUACUUGAAAUUUCAAGUAUAUUUUAAAUAUACUUGAAAUAUAAAGGCUUUAUUGGUUGUUUUCUGAUUGGAGAAUUAUUAGAUGUUCAGCAGAAGUGCACUGGCCCGCAGUGUUGCUGCUACAAGCCCAGCUGAAAUUCCAGUUGAAAAUCCAGCCUAUAUGAAGUACAAAAUACAAAACGUAUUCCAUAUAGAGCAGCACUUCAGCUUAUUUGUCAGCCUGUGAAAAAAAAGGAACUAAUUGAAAUAGACUCAAAAGUCAAGCCGGUUGAGUCAGAGUGACAUGCUUAGCAUUGCAUCACAUUAAGAGAAGGCAGGUUGCUAUCAAACAACAUCCAAUUUUAGAAAACAACAAGGGUGGGAAAGAGAAAACUGGAGGUCCUGGGAGGUGUCCUUCCACUCCAAAAGAAGUUUUUGGAGUACAAGUUUCAUAUAUGGCCACCAAAGACUUCCCAGUUACAGCAGACCAUCAGGCUUCAGUCAGACCAAUCUGAGCAUCAAUUCCUUUCCUUCCUAUUAAGGAUGGGUUCCCUUAUGCCUGGUCAGCACAACUGGGUUAUUAAAACACUCUGCUGUUUUUAGGAGUUAGGGAGACUUUGGAAAUCAAAUACUGCCAAUCUGUCAAUAGUUUAGGAUACUUAGUUUUGGUUUCAAUGUCCAAUAAUGGCUUUUGUAAAUGGCUUUGGAGUUCAUGUGUUUUCAGUCUUGCAAAACCAAUGUCAUUGAUUCAGGCAGCCUGCAGCAUGCCAUUGCCAUUGGCAUCAGUCAGAGAUAUGUCAUUUGAAGCAAAUUCACUGCAUAUCUCUCUUGACAGACAGACAAUUCCCUGUUACAUGCAUGAUUCAUCUGGUUUGGGACUCUCAGCUGUAGUGUUUGUCAUGAAGCUGGGUUCUGGCAGGGGGAGGUUCUUUCACUACAAGCCUCUCCACUUCAGGGUGGCAAAAAGUUUGUCAAUGUCUCGACAACUUUGUGUGGGCUCUGUGCUUGCCUGCAGCUGCUGAGUUAGAUUUCUGUAGUACAAAGUGAAACAAAUCCAGCUGGGAACUCGAUGUGAAGUUGGACCUUCAUGAGCUUUCAGGUUUCAGUAGGCGGUACAGAGAUUGACAGGUUGUGGCAACAAGGCUGUGUUUGCUUUUGUUUUGAAGAGCAGAGUUUUCUAGCAGAACUAAGGUGGCAGGGAAAUUACCUUCACAGCAGAUGGACAAUUCAUUGUCUUCAAGAGGUUCCAGUUUCAAGAGCAAGGUUUGCCAAGUGGUCUAAAAACAGAAAUUGCAGUUCAAGUCUGUGGCUUGCAAUGGAUGCUGUGUUUUGCUUCAGUGACUACAGCAGUAACUUUUCAGUUAGAAAUAAUGUGUGAGGUGCUUGAGGGGUGAUGCAGCUCUCAACCGUCCCAUUGCUCCCAGAUGACAGAUGUAUUUGGCACUUAGUGUAAGUGUUGCUAUUGAGUGCUUCCCUGCAAGUACAUCAUAAAUAAUAUUGAGUGCUCAUCCUUAUUUGAAUCAGUAAUUAAGAAAAUUCUUUUUGCUGUCUUAAGAAAAUACACCAUGCUUGGCUGGAACAAGGCAUAGUUGUACACUGGAAAGUAAUGGAGGGAAGCAUUUGCUGUGUGACUGUUUAAUCUUGAUACAUAAUUUUUUUCAAAACAUCUUUGCUAGUAUUUGUCUGUAGUGCACCACAUUUAGGACAUAGUUAAUUGAGCUCUGGGAUCUUUCAAAGUGAAGGUAACUACUUACUUCUUGCACAGAAAUUCAUGCCAGCAAGGAAGUCAUCCUUAGGGAUGAAGGGUUGCAUUUUUGAAAUAACUAAUUUAUGAGGAUUUUACUCAUGAUAUGUUUCAUGGGUGAGAACCUUGAAAACACCAUAAUACACAAGAGUCACUAUAAAAGCAGUAGCUUCAUGUUCAUGGAUUCUGUUAAUCUACAACUAAUUUAAAGAACCUAGAAGAAAAAAUAGAUAUUUCCUGUUCCACCUUGACACAGUGGUUCUCUAGUUGAAGGCCGAGGGUUGCCAGCAGGGAUUUAAAAGCAUUUUUAAUGAUGAGAUGAAAAUGUAUUCCUCAGGAAAUACUCAGUGUGCUUUGCAAGAUGAGCAACUUUUUAGUACUUUCGAUAAAUAAAACCACAAACACAGCUAUUUCAACAGUCUUAAGAUAAAUAGAAAGUGGCAAAUUGAAUUUUUUAGAUGCUGUGAGUUGCCUCAGACAUAGAUGGGUGUCCCUCAGCAUUGCUGGCUUGUCACACCUGACAGUGCCUGUGGGAGGAUGUGGUGGCAUGCCUGGAAUGUGCAUUUGUAUCCAGCAUUAAACCAGCAUCCCACAAAUCUCAGCUGCUGGAAAUCCGUUUCCAUUGAGAUAGAAGGGACAUAAACAGCAUAAAAGCUGUUUAAAAAGAACUGGUUGGGUUUUUUGUCCCACUGAAAAUGCUGUAUAUUUGGUAGAGACAGAUUUCUUCCUUGGAUGGUUUUCUUUAUGUUGUUGUAGGAAGUUGGGAACACCAAGCUUCACUUGCAGAUCUUUCACCUUGCUUUUCAAUUAUCUUGCCUUUCUCUCCUCUUGUUUUGAGAGGCUGAACACUUGGUAGACGUCGGUGGCAAAAUAUACCACAGAUUUUCAGUGGGAUGGACAGUAUAUCACACCAUCCCAAGCUACUGCGUAACUCUGAAAAACCUGCAGUAGUUUUUUAAUUAUUAUUUUAAGAACAGUUUUCCUGGACUACGGCUGUGCAUCAAACACAGCUUCUGCAAAAAGAUAGGCAGAGGGGGUGGGAUCCUGCUGGGAAGUGAAUAGAGCAGCAAACCUGGGCUACCCAGGCCUUUCUUGUGCCCUAGUUCUCUGUAGGAAAGCCCACCAGUGCCAGAGCCAGGUACCCAGCAGGUUUUUGAAACCUGAUAAAUUAUUUCUUUCUCCUAGCAGUUUAUUGUGAGAGUAGAUUCACAGUUUAUGAGUAUUUGGCCAGGUUAAUUUUGUAGUGCAUGGCUUAAAUUCACUUUUUUUUUUUUAAAGUCAAACCGAACCCCCUUCAGUAGUGCAUAUUAGACCUAAAACAUUCACAAGAACUCAUGCUAAGCUUUACCUUGCAAAAUAAAACUCAACACAUUUCUAAAUUUUUUCAUUGAAGGAGGAAAAGGCAGCCCCCAGACGAUUACACUUUUCUCCAUAAUUACAGAAGAAAUCUUCAAAUAAACCUAAUACUGAUUUUUCCAAUUACCUUGCUCAUACAGCCUUGCCGAAGGCAGCAGGCACACAUGGGGGCAGCCUGUGGGAUCAGACAUGCAACAGUAUGGCUUUCCCUCCAGUGAAGGCACCCUCUCCAUCAGAAAGCUGUGCAGCAGCCCCACUGCAUCCAAAGGGAUGGGAUAAGGGAUGCCAGCUGCCAGGUGCUGCAGACAACUGCGGUUUGAGUUGCACCUGCAGGGCUCACAUAGCCAAGGGCUCUUGCCCUGCAAGUCUUGUCAGCUCAUAAAAUGUUGCUUUUAAUUUCUGUGUCUUUCACCUGCUUGUGUUUGAAAGCUUUUCUAGGUACUUUGCAUGGCAGAGGUUGUGUUGGGAAUAAAGUUCCCUGCAGGUUUGAGUUGUUACAGUCAGAGAUUGGCAGUGGAAGCACUGGAUACUUGCUGUUGUAAACUUCAUCCGUCUCCUUGAAAUACUGUUGUGAUGGUUAUUGUCUCAAGGCUCUGUGCACAUGGCGUAAUUGCUGAUGUAAAGACAUUUUUUAUCCUCCUAUUAUUGUUACUGAGCACUACUUUCAUCAAGAAACAUGAACUGGGGAAGGAUGCCACAGACUUUCACAAUAAAAUAUGUCCCUAUAUGAUCUUUUUUCACCUAUGUGAAAUUUAUAAAUAGGGGUGGGGGAUUACCUCAGGGUCCAAACAAUCCUGUAAGGAAAGACCACCACCUCCAUAAAUCAAAUUCUGCAUUUUCUGCUUGUGUUUCUAAGUUGCUAAAGAAAUUGCUUACUGCAGAAAUGGUGAACAGAUGGAUUCCCACUGCCAUCCAUAGGUGGGCGUGGCAGACCAGUGUGGCUGCUGCUGUUUGUUCACUUCCUUUCACUCCUUGUAGGUUGACUGCUGUUAUGUUGCUGCAUUAAUUGUGCACUAUAAGCCAGCUGAGAUGAGCUGGGGGUUGAAGGUCAGCUUUGGGCAAUCAUAUUACAUGAAAUGCAGCAUCGCACAUCAUCAUCACAGCAGUGCUGGUAUUUCCUAAAGGUCUUUCAUCUUGAUGUUUGUGAAUGCCUGUUUUAAAAUGCCCAGGCUCCUAGCUUGACUUUUUUAAUUUUCUUCUUUUUUUCCAAGACAGUUAUGUUUAAUGUAAACCACAUAAUUAUUUGGGCUACUUGUAGCAGAUUUUAGAAACCAGAAUGCCCAACCCAUGCAACUCAUGGGCAAGAGCCAGUGAAGGGUAUUUAAAAGAGGCAGUGGUUCUUAUCAGUGUGAGGUUUUCUUGUUCAUUAUCAACUUGUCAGCAUUUUUCAAGAUGGAAAAAGGCUGAAGGAGGGCUUUCUGUGACUGCUUUUGAAUGUCAGGGUGAACAUUUCUGUAUAUUCUUCUUUGUUUGCUGUUCCCCACUUCCAUCUUUUUUCAGGGUGAUUAUAGAAUUAGACAGGGUUUUGGUGGUGUGUGAGGAAAGUGUAAGCUGACUCUUAAUAGGAUGUCUGAAGUGCUUGUGUGUGUUUCUGGACAAACGGCAAGCUAAGGCAGAAAACCAAACAGCCAGACAGGAUAUUAAACACAUCCUGGGUUGUGGCAGGAUGAGAUCUUGGCAGUAUUUACUUGGUGCAGAGUCACAGGGCCAAAAGGGACUUGGAGACAUCAGCUAGACAUUUUCCAAGGCAGAUUAAGCUAUACUUAGCACAGACCUGAUGGGUGGAUGGGUGAGUGUUGAACUUGUCCUUAAAAGCUUCUAAUAGUGGAGAAUCAGCCAUUUCCCAUGCUGUUUUUUCCAGUGUUUGACUGUCUUUUUGAGGGUGGUUUAUUCCCCCAGUGCCUAAGUACAAAAUUUUAGGGUAUAGGAGAAAAAGACAGUGCCCUCAAAUGACAUUAGAUAGAGGAGCAUUUUAGCUGUUUUUAUAAAUGCAACAUAAAAAAUAAUGGUCAGAUAAAAUCUGAGACAAGAUUUUCAAGGAGUGCCAGCCCAAAUUUGCUCACUACAGGACUCCUCCAUGCCUUUAAAAAACUCUUUCUUCAAAUGGUGUGUCAGGUUGAUGGUUAAUAGCCAUAUCAGAAAGGUUCAAAGAGACCUUUCUCCUCGUGCUGUGUUUUCUAUCCAGUAGUUGCCUUCAAUUCUUUUUUUACAGAGUUCAGACAGUGAAAAAACAGCCAAACCAAAAAAUCCCCAGCCCCAAACCAACCCAGCUUGCCAUCCUUUUUCCUUGCUACCCUUUUCAGAUACUACAAGGCCAUCAGUAAAGCCAUAUUACAAGGAGGAAACCAAAGGAGAAUAUAAUCCAUUUAUUUAGGCAGUGCUUAUGCCAGCCACAGCAAAAGGCUGGAGAGCCGGCAGGGGCCAGAGCCUUCCCUUAGCCUACAGCUGUCCUCUCCCUGCUGCCUCCUGCCUUGGAAACAGCCUUUUUCCUUACUAUCCUCUGGUGAGAUGCUGCUGGCAAGGCACCACCUGUGCUUGCAGCAAGAUCCCUGCCUGGGGUCUGAUGCAGCCUCUCCCUGAAGACACGGGAAAAGCUGCGUGCAGUGGUGUUGGCAGUGCAGGGACCAGGACAUGCCUGGGUCUCUGCUUUGAGACAGGGACCCAUGGCUGUGCCUGCAAUACUCUCUCCAGCUCCAAACUAGGACUAGAGGAAUAAUUUUGAAACAGUUAGGAGACUAACAGAGCAGGGCCAGUGAACACAAGAGCUGUGCACUCCCCUGUGACCUCUGCACCAGUUUAGCUGAAGCAAUGACACAGUUUAUUGAGAAGUCUCUGGAUUACAGUCCAUGCUGAGAACCCAUUACUGGAAAGAGGCAUCCAGUGAAGAAGCAAAGGGUAGAGCACAUCCCUCAAGGUGGGAAGUUGCCUUCCUUUUGUGCCUGUUGUGGUUCAUCAGGAGGCUCUCAGCCUGGACUCCUGACUGCUGGACCUGCUGCCCUGUGCCUGGUGCCAGGGCUUUGCCUCACUCACCAGAAGCCGCAGGCUUGCAAGAAAUGGGUCGGCAAAUAUCUUACACUCUACUGGUCCAGGCACCAGACGGAGAUCACCCCAGCCAUGCUGGCAUGUGCUGGGACCCUGCCCCAGGCCACACAGCUCUGCUCUUCUGCAUGGCCACACGAAGCUCAAGGGGGAGAAGGCAAUGGCAAAGCCCCCUGGCCCCCGUGGCAGCCGGCACUGGUGCCUCCUGCAGUGCAGAGCAGCCCUUUGUAGCCCCACACUGCUGUGGUCAGGGCCAGCAACACUGCCCAUGGCUGCUAAGACUGCGAGCACCAGCCCUGCGCAGCCAUGGCCUCGGCAGGAACAGCUGCAGGCAGUGCAGAGAUGACCCUGCUGCCAGAGGCAUUCAUUGCCUGUUGUCUGCUGGGGUACCCCAAGGUCCCGUUGAGCUGCUCCAUGUGGUGGCACAGAGCUGGGCACUGACGCCCAGGGAGUCACAGCAAAGCAGCACAGGGAUUUUGUGCUGUGUUGAAGAGCUGAAACAAGUGGUACCGCUGGCAGGACACAAAGCAGAGGCUUCCUAUAGAUGCUUGUUCCAGGUGACAUCUGGCCCCAGUUAAGGGCAUGGAUAUGGCAACGAGCUUGGAUGGAUGGGGCACCCAGGUCUGUUCAGUUCUAGUUUGAGCCUUUGAUUAAAUCCCUGUACUGACCAAAGACUGACUUUGAACGGCAGUAUCUUCACAGACAACCUUCCUGCAGAAGUUGGCAUUCUCCAAGCACUGAGAGAGAAAAUAUUUAAUGGCUUAAAAAGGAAAAGGGGACAGUGGAGCAGUUUAGAAAAUGCAAUUUCUUCAACAACUUUGUGAUUGGAAGAACUGGCACUAUAAAAGGGGAAACCAAACUUUUGGGAGGGAUGAAAUUAUUUUCCCCAAGCCCAAUAAUCACCCUGGCUUAGAGCUAGGAGUUUUUGCUCCUGUUGUCACACACAAACUGUGAAAUAUGGUACAUGCCUAUCAGGCUGCACUUCAGUUGCAAAUUAACUAGUAUGUUCAGUAGUCCUCGCUUUCACCGUCAAUGUAGUCUUUAGUGAUGCCUGGGGAAGGAAAAGUGGUUUUCCUCCAUGUUCCACAGUUUUUCUCCUGCUCUCAUAAACUCUUAAUCCUUUGUGCUCCCCUUGAUUUUCUCAGUGCUGCUUAGCCCUGGGAACCUACCUGGAAUAAGUAAAAACAAGUUACAGUGGAGACAAAAGUGACAAAAAAAAGUUGCGCUUUACAGCAGAUCUACCAGAGUCAACCAAGGUAUGAUUUCCAAAUUAUACCCGGUUACUCAGUAGUCAAAAAACACAAGAGCAGCCAGUACAGAUGAAUAUUCACCUGAUUUUACAGUGUAAUUGCUUCUCACUUAAAGUUUGCCCUUUUUCCCCUUUCUCCCAGUAUAACAAUGUGCUUCCUGCAUUUUCCCUGCUCUUGAGUAUCAGCAUGUGCUUUGAGUCCUGUAGAGCUGGAGAGGAAUUACUAACAGAAUUUGAAAAAUAACUCUGAUCCUCUUACCCUUGCAUGCUCUUAAAAUUCUUAUCAAAACUAAAAAAAAAAAAAAAAAAAAAAAAAAAAAAGGGGGGGGGCAUUUCUCUUGUGUUGUGCUUGCACAGUGUCAGUAAGGUGAAGUGAUGCUCUGUGGUGGUGCAGACACUGAAGUGACUGCAUUUAAACAGUGUUCCUACACAUUGUCCUUCCUGAUAUAGCCAUAAAGCUCAGCUUCCAGCUUUUGUGUGCAUCCCUUUUCUUGUGGUACUUUUCUGCCUGCUCCCAGUGGGUACCUGGAUGGGACAAAGAAGGAUACCUGCUGCUCAGAUAGCUAAGAUUGCUUUUGAGUUCGCUUGAAGACCCAGUCAGGAACUUUCUGUCUUUACUGUUUUGUAAUCAAAGAUGCAGCAGAGGGCACAGCUCAGCCAGGACGCAUUUGCCAGGCUGCGUGCUCAUGGUAGGUGUGCUCUUGGGUACAGACCACCCUUCUUUCCCUCACACUGCAAAUACAUCCUGUUCCAUCAGGGCAUCCUUCUUACAAAUACCUUUUUUUAAGCUCCCCUAUCAAAAUGUCAGAAUUAUUAGGGGAAACUGUUUGCUUAUUGCCACACUUUCCUUGAUAUAUCUUUGUGCUGUGUCAAAGAUGGCUUCUGUUGAGUGUGUGCUUUUGUCCAGAGGUUGGAGCUUGCUCUGGAGGCUGUUUCUGCCUGGCUGGGGGGCCCAGGGGAACAAUGGUCUUUUGUGCAGGUAGGACUGUGCUGGAUCCUGGUUUGCCAGGAAAUGCAGCAGGCUGUGGGGGAUACCCUCAACACUAGUGUAGUACCUGAGGCAGAGCAACUGUGUUUCAGUGUAUGAUCACUGAUUUGGGAAGAGGCUUCUAGAAACCCUCAGGCAGGGAGUGUGUUAAGUGACAUCUGUGUCAUGAAUAAAGGUGACGUGGCAUCUCAUGUGAGCAGCGAGGGAUGGGCUGAGAGCAAAGUGAUACCACUUACAAGAGGGGCCUCACCCCUCUAUCCCUGUUUUUAGGAGGAAAUCCAUUGGAAGGGCACUGCCUUCCAUGUGCGUGCUUCCACUUUGCCUUUGUGAGUGGACCCCAAGACACAAACAGGGAGCAGACUGGAAAACGGUGGAACAAAAGGCACCCUAGGCCUUACUGGGCCUUUAUGGUACUCCCUGCAAAUGUCUCUCCCUUCCUCAUCCCCUACUGGUGGUUUGGGCUUGGCUCUUGGGCAGCAGCAGCACACAGCACUCUGCUCCCUGCCUGCUGUGGGGAGCACGAGGCUCACAUGGCCCAGUUGGAGAUUUGACCAAAAUGCGUUAAAAGCAUUUCCUCAAAUAGUCAGCUUUAAUUUUAAUAAGUCAUAUUUAGUAGCCUUAAGGACACUGGCUGUGUGAAAGGGAAAGGGUUAUGUCCUGAAAGCAAAGUCGGAUGAAUGGGUGCCGUGUGAAGGGCUGCUGAGAGUUUGGUGUUGGGUGAGAGGCAUCACAUCUUCCUUAAGAGAGAGGAGCCCUUGCUGUGUGGUUGAAAAACAUGGUGUGGUGGGAUUGACAGGGGAAGCACUUUGACUGAGAAAUGUUCUUUUAGAUUAAACAACGAAUUUCUGCAUGCACAUACAGACUAGAUCUUUGUAAUGCGGCAGGCUUUGACAGUGUACUGCAGCAUUAUUGCUAUUUAUAAUCAACAAUUACUAACACUAUAAUCCAGUAAAUUUAGUGGUAGCAAUUACAGCAACAUAAAUAGCAAUCCAGAUGACUAAAGGCAUUGCUGUCAAUGCAGGUUGCAGCUAUAACAUUAGACAAAGAAGUUGGAGGGAAGAUAUCAAGACUCGAUAUGUCAGCUUGGGUCUGCUAGUCUUUUAUAUACCAUUUUUAAUAUACUUCCUGAAAUGAAGCUUCAGAAAGGUACACUGCCUCUUUAAAAUUAGUCUAGGAACUACAGGUAGUUCACAUUAUUUUUAAAAUAAUAAAUCUCUAUAUAUAUCUAUAUUAAAAUAUAUAUGUAUACAUAAGUUUGCUAGCCUACCUUGUGGAAAGGCUGCAGCUAAACUAAGUCUGAGCUAAUAUUGUAUUACCAUGGUCUUCUGGUUUGUAGAUAGCCCUUCCUUAUUAGAUGAGGUUCUGUUCUUGCUCCACAGAAGGUGCCUGUGUACAUAACUCCUUUGUAUUGCUUUCUGCAGAGUCCCUUAUAUAUUUCUUACUACUAAUGCUGUGUAGAAAAGGAAAUCCAGAGAUUUUACUACUGAUAAUUAACCAUUAAUGGCCAUUAGCAAAAUAAAGAUUUAGUUGUUUGAGAAACAGAUUAUUUAUAUUGUGUAUGGUUUAUUGCCUGAUAACUUGUUUGGUGACUGGAUAUUCUUUUCCUUCUCCUGGUCCUUUUCUGCUUUUUCCAGCUAUGGUGUUUACUCCUCACUUUGAUUAUUAGCAGGCAAUAAAGUAUAUUGUAUGUUUUGAA
Molecule: messenger RNA, 21674 nt
Organism: Serinus canaria (Common canary)
Lineage: Eukaryota; Metazoa; Chordata; Aves; Passeriformes; Fringillidae
Gene: BBX
Product: BBX high mobility group box domain containing
Exons: 18
Coding region: 838-3603 (921 amino acids)
Biological process (GO): regulation of transcription by RNA polymerase II
Cellular component (GO): nucleus
Molecular function (GO): RNA polymerase II transcription regulatory region sequence-specific DNA binding; DNA-binding transcription factor activity, RNA polymerase II-specific
Source: RefSeq, a predicted model, not a curated record